Folsomia candida is the source of this 2888-nucleotide messenger RNA. RefSeq names its product zinc finger protein 708. The transcript has 7 exons. Lineage: Eukaryota; Metazoa; Arthropoda; Collembola; Entomobryomorpha; Isotomidae. The record is from RefSeq and is a predicted model, not a curated record. Bases 190 to 2463 code for a protein of 757 amino acids.
UUUAAUUUCAUCUAUUCAAAAUGCAAAACAAAACAUUUUGCAAAAAUAUUGCAAACUUUAAUUCACGUAAUUGGUAUUUAAUUGUUACAAUUUCUGUGUAUUUCAAUUAGAUAAAUUAGGCGAGGUCAGCUGAUCUAAUAUUGCCUACCCUAUUACUUAUCUGCAAUUAUAAAAGGCAAAAGAAUAAUCAUGUCCAGCCGAGUGUGCUUCCUCUGCUGUCAGGUCAUCGACCCCGCUAUCCAAGAUUUCGCUAAGGAAACGAGAAUCUCGACCCUGUCCCAACUGCUCUUAUCGUCGUCAACCGAUGCUCGGAGGAAAGUUACUCCACAAUUUGACCAGGAUAAGAACUUCUGCUGUGAAUUUUGUCCAGUUUGUGCCCCCGUGAUAAGCGAGAUGGAGCAAAUCCGGUUACAAAUGUCCCUCUUGGAGGAGCAAAUUGAGCGUAAAAUUACGAAAAUACGCCAAGUGAUUCUACAAUCUUCAGAAAAUGGGGACGAUGGAGGAAACAAAAUUAGAAAAUUGAGAAGAAUUAUACUUCGAAUUACGGAAUCAGAAGAUAAUACGGAUGACAACGUUGUGCUGGCUGACAUACAAGUCAAACUUGAACAGGACAUUGGUCCCCCCGGAAAUGCGGAUGACCAAUUCUUUAACCAUUAUAAUUCCUUUUCGCCAACAGCAAAUGUGGAAAUUGGUAACGACGAGGGAGAGAUGGACCCUAUAAAAAAUGAGGUCGAGGAAGACCCCGAUUCCGCCUUUUGCAUCAUUCCUGAUACCCAAAAGAGGGGGAGAGGACGACCCCGUAAAUCUACUAAAGCACCACGAAUUAAACGAAAAAGAGGCGACGAUUCCCCUCCCCAAAUUGACGAAGAACCAGUAAAACCUGCACCACCCCGAAAGCAAACAAUAAAAGAAGAAAAUACUCGAUCCGAAACACGCUACUCUCCUCGAAUUAGAAAGCCAAUUCUUCCUUCUUCAAAACAUACCAAAAAAAUUCUCAAAGUUUCUUUGAAAAGGCUAAAUCUAAGCAAGGUAUCCACUACCUACAAAGCGGAAUCAUCAUCGGGUGACGAAGAUACAAAAUCUGAACCUGGUGACAACGAUUUGUAUACCCCCAAAAUUAUCUCUUCCCAAAAUAAAGGGAAAAAUCAACCCUCAGUAAAAAUCUGUCCCUAUAAGUGCACCACUUGUGGAAAAUCGUUCCCUUCUGACUCCGCGCUAAGCUCCCACAUCGCACUCGCACGUGACCAUUCUAUCCCUUGUUCUGUCCCGACAUGUUCUUCCUCAUUUCGCAGCAAGCAAUCUUUGCGGGCACACUUGAAGCGGGCCCACCCAGGAGUCGCUCCCUUCCAGUGCACCCUCUGCAAGAAUAAGUUCCCUCGCGAAAACUCCCUCGCCACGCACAUGGUCAUCCGUCAUGAAGUCGGGGAAAAGAAAUUUCCAUGCGUCAAAUGCGGAAAGAGUUUCGUGCUUGUCGAAAAUCUAGACCGCCACCUGAAACUGCAUGAAGUAGAGGAUAUCAAGCCCUUAGUUUGCCAUGUGUGUGACUCAAGAUUUGAGAAUGACGAGCGGCUCCAGCGCCACGUAGAGACGCACAAUAAUUUCAAGUGUGACCAGUGUGGGUUACCUUGUCAUACUAGGCAGGGGCUGGAGAGACACAUACGCCUCCGCCACACUGGAGAAAAACCUGAGAGAUGUGACCAAUGUGAAGAAUCCUUCAUCGACCAGCUCAGCCUUCGUCGACACGUCGCUCGCGUCCAUGAUUGCACGAGAGACCACGUUUGCGACAUUUGUGGGCUCGGCUUCCGUCUCGUGGACGAUCUGAAGCGACACUUAACAAGACAUGACGAUUCCAAGAAACCUGUCUGUGAAAUCUGCGGAGAAAAAUUUAUAGAUCGCUACAGUUUCAAGGCGCACCUCGUCAAGGAGCAUGGUGCUGACCCCUUUGUUUGCGAAGAUUGCGGUGCAAAGUUUACCAGGCUUAAUUUACUAAGCCAACAUAAGAAGAUCCACACUGGAGAAAAACCGCACAAAUGUCACGUUUGCAACGCUGCUUUUGUCUGGAAACAACUGCUAACCGCGCACAUGAGGACGCACACGGGCAAGCGACCCUUCCCCUGCCCCCACUGCGAGCAAGCCUUCAAACAAAGCAAACAUAGAAGUACGCACAUCAAGCGAAUCCACACGCCGGGCUACGUCCCUCCAAUCCGAUACCCGUGUCCCCAUUGUGCUAAGGGCUACGAGUUCAAUCAUUUCCUGCAAGCCCACAUCCGCCAAGUUCACACGGAAGAGCGGCCCUUCACCUGCGACCAGUCCGGGUGUGAUAAGGCCUUUGCUAAGAGGACGUCGCUGUACCUCCAUUUGAAGGGACAUCACGGCAUCGUGAUGGAAAAGAAGUGUAAGGAUAGGUUACCAAGGAAGAAAAAGGACGAGUUUCUUCCAGGAGUAGGAGACGAUAUAGAAUAGGCUUGGUAGAUUUCACAAACUAUUUAAAAACUUUUUUGAAAUUUGUAUUAUUGAUUUAUUUAAUACACAUUGAAAUGUGUACAUAAUUAUUACACUGGAGAUGUAGAUAUGUCUGUUUGCUUAGGAUUGUAGAUUGAAUUGUACAUGAACCAAUUUAAAUGCAUCCAAAUAUAUUUGUAGUAUUUAUUAAUAACAAUGUUAAGUGUUUAGGAAGGUUUAAAAUUUAGAGGAUACAAUUAGAGGAUAUUUGGAGGAUACAAUUAUUUUCAAAUUGGUAUAAGUUGUUACUUUUUCUGAUCGUGAGUUUGAUUUAUCUCAUGUUCUCAAUUUGAUUUAAUUCAUCGAUUCGUCCAUAAUAAGGAAACUGUUUCUCGAAAUGGCUACAUAAAUAAAUUACGUAAUUUCAUAUUUAUUCCUCUGUAAAA